GCUAUGUCGUCAGUAGCCAGGGAAAGCCUUCCUGCAUUGAGCGCUAAUUUGACCGUACUCCAAUCUAGGAUUAGAGGGAUGCUUUUGGGCGCUGUUGUUGGAGAUUGCUUCGGCACGAGAUUCUGUGAUGUCGGUAUGGAUGCGUUACCGAUGGCGGAGGUCGCCGAGAUGAUUUCGUAUCGAGCUAUGGCUCCGUCUUUGGCGAAGCUCUCUGGGAAUCAAUGGUUAUUCAGACUCUCAUGUAACGGUUAUAUGAUGCUGAAAGCGACUGAGAAUGUUCUUGACGGUGGAGAUAGUGCAGUUCUUCGGCAGAGUUUUGUGGAUUUGAUUAACGACCCCAGCAUGAAUCACCUCAAGUGGGGAGCUGGGAUAGGUUCGGUGUUGCUUGGUGAUGCUCCUAAAUCGAACACACUACGUGGCAACACUGUUAUGAUGAGAAGCUUACCAGCGGCGCUCUUCCCUGAGGGCGAAUAUGAGAGGAUCUUUGAGCAAAUGGCCGAAGCCGUUCCUGUUCAAGAGGUUGCCAAGGCUCGAGCAAAGUGCUUAGUCGAUGUUGCGCGCAAUUCAUUGGAGACGGGCGUGUGUGAUUUGUCGUUGAUCAAAGAUUCUCGGACGAUAUCUGCGCUUCAAUUAGCGACGCCGGCUAGUUAUGACGAGGUGUCUAUGGAUAUCCAGAGAAGGCUUGCUGCUAGAGUUGGUCAUGAUUCGAUGGCUAGCACGACCUUACCAGUGGUUGCAUUCGCCAUCAAACAGGGCUUGGUCGGAGGAGAGGUCCAUAGCAAUGACGAGGAUACUGAAUUGGGCGGAGCGUCUUUGGAUCCGUCGAUGUUCUCAGCCAACAUACUUAACAUGAGCAACAGGAUAGACUUCGCUGAACAGUUCUAUGACGAGACCGAUAAUGCUAGCCCGACAUUUGGUCAAAACGAGAUGCAUAUGAUCUUGAGCUGGGCUAUCAGUUGUGGUGGCGACACCCGAGCCAAUGCAUGCCUGGCCGGUGCAUUAGCAGGAGCGACGUAUGGUGUCGAGCAAAUUCCCCACGAGUGGAGAGUUACAUGUGAAGGCACUAAAGUGGCUCUCAGCGUGGCCGAUAGAGUCUUCGAGGAAGUUUAUCUCGCUAAUCCCGUAUUGGCCGAAUCGAUCGCGCGAUCGAUUUCGAUCCCAACUCGCCCAGCUGCACCCCAGUAAACUGUGACAUACCCCUGUUUAUCGUUCCUUGUAGUUUUCCUACAAUGUCGUCUACAAUUGCGAUGCUCGAAAAUCUUCACUGUGCGCAAAGAUAUCUCUAUAGAGGAUAUCAGCGUGAGCAUCUACCAGCUGUAGGAAUAUGUAAUUUUGUGGCUCAGCGGUUUUGGUGACACUCGCGUGUCACGUUAGU
Messenger RNA from Perkinsus marinus ATCC 50983, 1375 nucleotides. RefSeq lists its product as hypothetical. Lineage: Eukaryota; Perkinsozoa; Perkinsida; Perkinsidae. The coding region runs from base 4 to 1185 and encodes 393 amino acids. The record is from RefSeq and is a predicted model, not a curated record. The transcript has 10 exons. Gene Ontology annotation, cellular component: nucleus; mitochondrion.